This is a messenger RNA of Gallus gallus (chicken), 2173 nucleotides long. RefSeq names its product olfactory receptor 10A7-like. The transcript has a single exon. The record is from RefSeq and is a predicted model, not a curated record. Gene Ontology annotation, molecular function: olfactory receptor activity; G protein-coupled receptor activity. Gene Ontology annotation, biological process: G protein-coupled receptor signaling pathway. Bases 306 to 1337 code for a protein of 343 amino acids. NCBI's taxonomy places the organism in Eukaryota, Metazoa, Chordata, Aves, Galliformes, Phasianidae. Gene Ontology annotation, cellular component: membrane.
UGUCUGGUUUCUACCUAAGCCUGCUGGGUGCCCCCUUAGGGUAAGUGGCCAGAGAGCAGCCCCUGUGCCAGCUGAAAAAACUAUGGGGCAGUGGGAACAUGCAUAGGUAUGCAUGCGUGGCAUCCUGUUAUGUUGACUCGAGGACUGAAAGGAUUGAAACCCCAUGGGCUGACACUCACCACCUGCCCCCACAGAAUUCUCCCAUCUCAUAGCCCUUUGAGCCAGUUGUGAGAUAUAAGGAUUGCCAGAGACUGUGGCACAGCUUCAGCCCAUGACACAGAAGAACAGAGGGCUAGAGAUGUCCCAUGGCAGGGCUAAGCUUUCACCUCCUUCUGCCUGUCCUGUAUCUCUUCUUGCUCUCCCCGCAGGUGAACCCCGAGCCCCUGCAGAGGGGAAAUCUCAGCAGCCCCACCUCAUUUCUUCUCUUGGGGUUUUCCACUGCCUACAAAGCACAGGUACCCCUCUGCAUGGGCUUCUCUCUCAUUUACCUGGUGACUGUGCUGGGGAACCUGCUCGUAAUGACCCUGGUCUGGCUGGAUGCUUACCUGCAGUCCCCCAUGUACUACUUCCUGGGCCACCUCUCCUUCCUGGACAUCUGCUACUCCUCCGUCACACUCCCUAAGAUCCUCAGAGACUCCUUCUCACCACAGAAGACUAUUUCCUUGGGGGGCUGCAUCACGCAGAUCUACUUCUUCCUUUGCUUUGGGGGCUCUGAGUGUGUGCUGCUGGCUGCCAUGGCCUACGAUCGGUACGUGGCCAUCUGCCACCCCCUCCACUACACAGCACUCAUGAGCAAGAAGAUCUGCCGCUGCCUAGUGGCUGCCUCAUGGUUGAGUGGCUCCUUCUCAUCUCUGAUCCAGGCCCUCCUCACAGCCCACUUACACUUCUGUGAGUCCAAUGUAAUCAACCAUUUGUUCUGUGAGAUCCCCUUCUUGCUGGAAGUGUCCUGCAGCCCUAACACUCUUCUCAACAAGGCUGUCUCAUAUGCUUUGACUGUGACUAUUGCCGUGGGCUCUUUCCUCAUUACUCUCUCAUCAUAUGUUCACAUCCUCCAGGCUGUGCUGCAGAAGGGAGCAGGGAGGCAGAAGGCCUUUGCCACCUGCACCUCCCACCUGAUCGUGGUGUCCCUGUUCUUUGGCACUGGGGCUGUUACAUACCUGAUCCCUCGAUCCAGCAGCUCCAAGGAGAUGAACAAGAUCCUCGCCCUGCUGUAUGCCAUUGUAACCCCCAUGCUGAACCCCAUCAUCUAUAGUUUAAGAAACAAUGAGUUCCAGGGGGCCAUCAGGAAAGCCCUGUGCAGGGGUAUCACUGAGCUCCCCCAAGGACACAGCAGGUGAUCCAGCACGAUGGGGGAGCUGAGACCCUCAGACCAGUGACAGGCAGAAGAGUGAACUCUGGGGAUGUGAGUAGACCAGGAGCAGAUCCAUAAAACUGCUAUGCCUUGGCCACAGAUUUCCCAAUAAAUAAUUCUGGGGGCUGUUUUCCUAAUAAAUAGGUAUUGUCCAGGUAAAGAAGUACUGAAUGUCCACGAGAUGCCUUUGUUAUGACAGUGCCCUUGGUAAGACCUGUUUUUUUUUAUUAAUCAUUUAUCUGCACUGGGGCUUUGUCAGGCUUUCUGGAAAGAGCUUUUAUUCCCAAUCAAGGCUCUUUCUGAGGUGAAACAACACAAAGUGCAGCAGUAAUGCUGUGCUGUAAGCAUCUCCUGCUAAGUGGUGGAUAAUCUUGUCUGGGCUGGACUUGCAGAGCCGGAUGUCUUUCUCUUAAUGCAAUAAAAUGUGGAUAAGUAGGAAAACCAUUGUCAUGGGAUUGAUCUUUGUAGACCCAGGAAUCAAAGCCAAUCCUGGGAACAGACAUCUGCUUCUGCAUGCAGAAUGGUGGUGACAAGGUGGGAGUGUAGGUGGCACCUGAGCACGCCUGGGGAGAGCAGAUUAUUGCGGCUCAUGCCGUGCUUUCAGAAAGAGCACACAGGGCUUUUGGCAUCAUACAGAGCUGGGAAGACAUUGUUUGGUGGUCACAGAUAAAGGGAAGCAAAAAGACACUGCAACUGCAUCUCAGUGUGUACAGGAAGAUAUGCCUAUAGGCGCAGUGGAACGCAGCCUUCUUGGACCUCAGCCAAAUGCUGAGCUGUGGUGUCUUUGCAAACAAGACUCUGAGAGGCUCCUGUUCAGCAGAA